AGGAAUGACUGAAUGUUGGCUGCAAUGGCAACAGUUACAUCUGGGCUCCUUUCGCCGAAUUCCUACGGGUUGAGUUCGGAUCAGACGGUAGCCAAGAUGGCCGCUGAGAGUGGCGGCGUCGUCGAAUCGGAGUACAAGCGUUACCGUACCGUGCCGAUUUUCAGCUCGAACGUCGACUCGAGCGACUCGGAGCCGGAGGAGGGCGGCGGCGUCUUCCAAACCGCGAUGAUACCAAAGGACGCCAUACCGAAACGGAACAAGCGGAAGAACUUCAAGCCGCGCUGUACCAAUCUGAAUUACUCCGACUCGGACAACAACGAGGUCCUCAACCUCUCGGAGUUUAGUAAUAAUAAUAAUUUAAAGAACGUUCGGAGAAGAAAGACGCUCGCGACGCCGCGUAAGGUGAUCGUCGACGCGCGACAAUCGCCGAUGGAUCUCAGCAAAGCCAACGAUUCGGAUUCGCCCUCCGACGACUCCUACCUAACCGAAAAUGAAAACGUCGCCGACAACGAGGACGACAACUCGUCCGAGAACGACAACAAGAUCCCGUCGAGCUUCUCGAUACACAACCUCUCGAAACCGCACGUGCCGGAAGCGGCGGCGGCCGCCUUCGGUCACGGCGUCGGCCAGGUUUCGGACAUGCGGGAGUACGCCGUCAAUACCAUGAGGGAGCUGCUGGGUAUUUACGGUCUCACUUCCGAGGUCGCCGAAUCGAUCUCGCGACAACUUCCUAUAGCGGCCUUUAGUAGCGGUAAGUGA
Photinus pyralis (common eastern firefly) is the source of this 759-nucleotide messenger RNA. RefSeq lists its product as uncharacterized. The transcript is spliced from 2 exons. Gene Ontology annotation, cellular component: nucleus. Bases 13 to 759 code for a protein of 248 amino acids. Gene Ontology annotation, molecular function: DNA-binding transcription factor activity, RNA polymerase II-specific; RNA polymerase II transcription regulatory region sequence-specific DNA binding. Lineage: Eukaryota; Metazoa; Arthropoda; Insecta; Coleoptera; Lampyridae. Gene Ontology annotation, biological process: regulation of neuron differentiation; positive regulation of transcription by RNA polymerase II. The record is from RefSeq and is a predicted model, not a curated record.